AUGGCGACUCUCAUGCAUCGGCUCACAGCCCGGAGACAAGCUGAAGCAAAUAAGCAACAUGUAAGAUGCCAAAAAUGCUUGGAAUUUGGACAUUGGACUUAUGAAUGCACAGGAAAAAGAAAAUAUCUGCAUAGGCCUUCAGGAACAGCAGAACUAAAGAAAGCUUUGAAAGAAAAAGAAAACAGGUUGCUGUUACAGCAAAGCUUUGGAGAAACUAAUGUAGAAAGAAAGACCAAGAAAAAAAGGUCUAAAAGCAUAACCAGUUCCAGUAGCAGUAGCAGUGGCAGUUCAGCCAGUGAUUCUUCAUCGGACAGUGAAGAAACGUCUACCUCAUCCUCCUCAGAAGACAGUGACACAGAAGAAAGCUCCUCUAGUUCAUCAUCUUCAGCCUCCUCCACAAGCUAUUCCUCCUCCUCUGAUUCAGACUCAGAUUCCAGCUCUUCUAGUAGCAGCAGCACCAGCACAGAUAGCAGCUCUGAUGAUGAACCACCAAAGAAGAAGAAAAAGAAAUAGAAUUGCUCCAUCCAUAUUGGACUGACGGACUGAAAACAUUAAUGUGAUUCUCAAAAGGGAAUUUAGAAUAUGUUAAGGCCAAAUAGGUUAACUGGUCAAAAUUUCUAGAAUUCAAGAGUUUCUAAAUGUUUUUCAUUGUAAGAGCAUAAAGAGUAUUAAUAAUAAUGAAUUACAUAUACUUUUAUUUUAAGGGCGAAUUUUGUUCUUUUUUAUCUUUAAAAUGUAUCUCUAGAAUUUAAUCAAAGCUGAAAUCUGUAAAUCUUUUUUUGUGAUGAAACUUUUCUCCCUGUGAAAUAAAUGCCA
Molecule: messenger RNA, 816 nt
Organism: Nycticebus coucang (slow loris)
Lineage: Eukaryota; Metazoa; Chordata; Mammalia; Primates; Lorisidae
Product: zinc finger CCHC domain-containing protein 10-like
Exons: 1
Coding region: 1-513 (170 amino acids)
Molecular function (GO): nucleic acid binding; zinc ion binding
Source: RefSeq, a predicted model, not a curated record